Stylonychia lemnae is the source of this 2016-nucleotide messenger RNA. NCBI's taxonomy places the organism in Eukaryota, Ciliophora, Spirotrichea, Sporadotrichida, Oxytrichidae. The record is from the annotation of a GenBank genome assembly.
AUGAGUGUUUCCAAAUCAUUCCUUCUGGUUAUACUUGGUGUAUCUGUAGCAACAGCAUCACAUAGUAAUAUGCAAAAGCUAAUCAAAGCUUUACCUCAGGCCAAACAAGUGACUAAAACUUGCACUUCUGCAAUCGAAAGAUCUAAAGCAGCUCUUCCAGACUACAAGAAGAUAGUAACAUCUAAUGCAAACUUUUGGAAUGAUACCAAUUUCCCUGCUGAUGGAUCAUCAAUCUAAUGGACUGGAACAAAGUUCACUAGUAAUGGUCUCGGUAGCUUCGUAGCAAACAAAUGGGAAAGAUUAAACAAUCUAUGUCCAGAAUGUACACUCUACGGUUCUGCUAAUUACUUAAACGAUAUUAAGUAAGGUGCCCUCGGAGACUGCUACUACUUAGCAGGUAUAUCUGCUAUAGCUGAAAUAAAUUCAAGGUUUGUAAAGAUAUUUGUAAAUCCUGAGAUAAACUGGGCCGGCCUCUAUGCAUUCAAUGUGUAUAUCAAAGGUAUUCCUCAAGUUGUGGUAGUAGAUGAUUCUAUCCCAGCUGGAGACUAUGGGAAGAGCCCAGUAUUUGCUGGAUUAGGAACUGAUAAAUCUAUUUGGGGAUCUCUUCUUGAAAAAGCAUGGGCCAAGACUAAUGCUAACUAUGAAUAGAUUGUUGGAGGUUUAUCGAAAGAAGCGUAUAGCUUCUUAUAAAACAUACCAAGUUAACAAUUGGAAUUAAAAUAAAUUAAAAAGGAUGCUUUGUGGACGAAAGUCUCACAAGCAGAUGCAAAAAAUUGGAUAAUGAGCAUCUCAACUCCAGAUUCGCCAAAUGGAGAUAAAGAUAUUGGUAUAUUCAAUCUUGCAUUCUCUCACGAAUACUCAUUAUUAUCAGUGAAAACACUCUAUAAUAAGGAUAGAAGUCAGUAGAUUAACUUGUUCUAGAUUAGGAAUCCAUGGAGAACAGAUAAAGAUUUCUCAGGCUCUUUUAAGGAUGGCUCAUCUCUAUGGCUCACUUUAGGGGCAAAUGGUAAAACCUAUGCAUAGCAAGCCGACCUAGUUAUUGCUGACGAUGGUAUCAUUCAUAUGACACUUGAUGAAGUCAUGUAAGCUUUUGAAUUAUUAAUUAUUGGUGAAUACUAAGACAACUUUGUGACAUCAUGGUAUGAUAAGAGAAACGAUUUGGUUGCAAAUGAAAAUACCCCAGCAGUCUAUAAAUUCACCCUUCCAUAAUCAACUCCAAUGUAAAUUAGAGCAAUGACUUAUCCAGCAAGAAUGUAUCCUAAUAGUUGUAAAUCAAAGUAAGCCAUUUUGUUACUCAGACUUGAGGAUGCUAGCGGCAAAGAAGUUUAAUCAGUUUAUUAUUACGAAGAAUCAUUACUUUCCAUUAACUUAGUUGAUAAACCUCUAGCUGCAGGCACUUAUACUUUGAAAUUCUACCCUAAGUGGACAUCAGACGAUGUUAGAGAUUACGGAAUCAUAAUUAAUGCUCCAAAAGAUAUUGCAAUUACAGAUGCUCUAGGAAAAACUAGUAGACUUACUGGCCAUGAUACAAGCAACAAAGAAUUGAAGCCUACUGUCAAAUAAGCACCUAAGCCUCCUAAGCCAUAGCUCCCAGACAUUUCUUAAAAAGGUGCUGCUUAUGAACUGACUGGAAAUCUUGAUUCGGAUAUAGUCAAGAUAAGAAACUCUAAAUCUCUUAGCAUUUCAAACGAUCAAAAUGGUGCCUUCCUCUUUGGAGAUAAAUCAAAUCUUAUCGGAGGUAUUAGAUAUGGUUAUGCUGUUUUCUUAGGAACAUUAAGUGAAACCAAAACCUACACAGGUAAAGUUACUGUUACGACUGAGCCAGGCCACAAGUUUAAAUUCUCUACAGGUAACGAUAAAUGUUCAGUUCAGAAAAAUUCUGAUUAAGUCGAUGAUGAUAUCACAUGUACCUGCUCAAUCAAGCCAGACACAUAUCCAAAAGAAUGCGUUCUCGUUCUUUUAACCUAAGAAGGAGCCGGAUUUGGUACCUCCUUAUCAUUCGGCUUAUCAGGUUGA